GGCGGCGGAGACGUCCGACCUGUCCGGGGAGGAAGAUGACGACUAUGUGCCCUACGUGCCCGUCAAGCAGCGCAAGCAGCAGAUGCUGCAGAAGCUGCUGCAGAUGCGGCGGAAGGUGGUGUCGGAGGAGGAGCAGCGGGACAGCGGGAGCGAGCAGCGGGGUGACGAGGAUGACAUCCCCCUGGGGCCCCAGUCCAACAUCAGUCUCCUGGACCAGCACCAGCACCUCAAAGAGAAGGCGGAAGCUCGGAAGGAGUCAGCCAAGGAGAAGCAGCUGAAAGAGGAAGAGAAGAUCCUGGAGAGCGUGGCAGAGGGCCGAGCUUUGAUGUCAGUGAAGGAGAUGGCAAAGGGCAUCACCUACGAUGAUCCGAUUAAAACCAGCUGGAGAGCACCUCGUUACAUCCUGGGCAUGUCGGAGGCGCGGCACGAUCGCGUGCGCAAGAAGUACCACAUCCUGGUGGAGGGGGAGGGCAUCCCGCCCCCCAUCAAGAGCUUCAAGGAGAUGAAGUUCCCAGCAGCUAUUCUGAGGGGCCUGAAGAAAAAAGGAAUCCAGCAGCCAACACCCAUACAGAUCCAAGGCAUCCCCACGAUUCUCUCGGGAAGGGACAUGAUUGGCAUUGCAUUCACUGGCUCUGGGAAGACCUUGGUGUUCACCCUCCCGGUGAUCAUGUUCUGCCUGGAGCAGGAGAAGAGGCUGCCAUUUUCCAAGCGAGAGGGACCCUACGGACUCAUCAUCUGUCCCUCGCGGGAGCUGGCCCGGCAGACCCACGGCAUCAUUGAGUACUACUGCCGCCUGCUGCAGGAGGACGGCCUGCCCCCGCUGCGCUGCGCCCUCUGCAUCGGGGGCAUGUCUGUCAAGGAGCAGAUGGAGACAAUCAAACAUGGUGUACACAUGAUGGUGGCAACCCCUGGCCGCCUGAUGGACCUGCUGCAGAAGAAGAUGGUGAGCCUGGACAUCUGCCGUUACUUGGCCUUGGAUGAGGCUGACAGGAUGAUCGAUAUGGGCUUUGAGGGGGACAUCCGUACCAUCUUCUCCUACUUCAAGGGUCAGCGACAGACCCUCCUCUUCAGUGCCACAAUGCCCAAGAAGAUCCAGAACUUUGCCAAGAGUGCCCUGGUGAAGCCCAUCACCAUUAACGUUGGGCGAGCGGGUGCUGCCAGCCUGGAUGUUGUGCAGGAAGUGGAGUACGUGAAAGAGGAGGCCAAGAUGGUGUACCUCCUUGAGUGCCUGCAGAAGACCCCGCCACCUGUGCUGAUCUUUGCAGAGAAGAAGGCGGAUGUCGAUGCGAUCCAUGAGUACCUGCUGCUCAAGGGUGUGGAAGCUGUGGCUAUCCAUGGAGGGAAAGAUCAGGAGGAACGGACAAAAGCCAUUGAGGCCUUCCGGGAUGGGAAGAAGGAUGUCCUUGUUGCCACUGACGUCGCUUCCAAGGGCCUGGACUUCCCAGCCAUCCAGCAUGUCAUCAACUACGACAUGCCGGAGGAGAUUGAGAACUAUGUUCACCGUAUCGGGCGUACAGGCCGUUCGGGCAACACUGGCAUUGCCACCACCUUCAUCAACAAGGCCUGUGAUGAGUCGGUGCUGAUGGACCUGAAGGCCCUGCUCCUGGAGGCGAAGCAGAAGGUGCCGCCUGUGCUCCAGGUGCUGCACUGCGGGGACGAGACCAUGCUGGACAUCGGAGGCGAGCGGGGCUGCGCCUUCUGUGGCGGCCUGGGCCAUCGCAUCACCGACUGCCCCAAGCUGGAGGCGAUGCAGACCAAGCAAGUCAGCAACAUCGGCCGCAAGGACUACCUGGCCCACAGCUCUAUGGACUUCUAGCCCGAGGAGCGUGCUGCCCAGCGCUUCCCCUGCACGGGCCUUGGUUCCCUUUCAGCCGGGCCAGUGCCCCAGCUGCCCUCACCUUUCCCAAGCCCCGGGGCCUGUCCUGCACUGCUGUGGCCCCUUUUCCAGGCAUUUGGCCACCGGGGCUCUUGCCAGCUCAGCCUGAUGAAGCUCCUGCCCCGGGAGGAAACGUGUGGAGCUGUGCUGCAACAGCGGCGUGUUGGGCAAGCAGGUAGCGGUGCCUGAGGGGAGGAGGAAGCCCCAGGUGGGGCGACUGGUCUGUGGCCGGCUGCCCCUGCCAGCCCCCUGCA
Molecule: messenger RNA, 2130 nt
Organism: Pygoscelis adeliae (Adelie penguin)
Lineage: Eukaryota; Metazoa; Chordata; Aves; Sphenisciformes; Spheniscidae
Gene: DDX41
Product: DEAD (Asp-Glu-Ala-Asp) box polypeptide 41
Exons: 16
Coding region: 83-1816 (577 amino acids)
Biological process (GO): mRNA splicing, via spliceosome
Cellular component (GO): spliceosomal complex
Molecular function (GO): RNA binding; zinc ion binding; RNA helicase activity
Source: RefSeq, a predicted model, not a curated record